UUUCCCAGAAUUCUUCUAAAGGGAAAUGUGUCCGCUCUCUAAAUCGGUCCGUCCCGUGUCAGCGCGGAAAGUAACGUGCACUCCUGCCCGAGAAGUGACUGAAAAAGCGUUUAUCAUCACUACUGAGAUUAAAAUCGAAGCAUGACAGAGCCUUUGGCCCAGCGAAUACAGGAGCUGGAGGCAGAGCUGGAGAAGCUCAAGUACCAGCUGAAAGAGAGGAGCAAAGCUGGAGGUGACCCGGACCUGAUCUCCAGUGCACCUCCAAACGAAAACACACACUGCAGACCUGAUGGUCACUUCAACAACAGCAGCAAAAAGGGAAAGAAAGCAGGCAAAGAGCGUCCUUUUGACUUCUCAGCCCACCCUCGGCGCCACGUGGCUCUGCGGCUGGCUUACCUGGGAUGGGCCUACCAGGGCUUUGCAGUUCAGGAGAACACAGACAACACUGUGGAAGCCAGACUCUUUGAAGCUUUGCUAAAGACUCGGCUGAUUCAAGACCGACAGAGCUCCAACUACCACCGGUGUGGUCGCACCGAUAAGGGAGUCAGUGCGUUCUCUCAGGUCAUAACCAUCGAUUUGCGCUCCACACAGUUUUGUGGGGGAUUGGGCGUCACACUCCCUGAAAAUGUUGACGUAAGUGCCAAGAAUAAAGCAUCUGGCACCGAGCUUCCAUAUGUGAAGAUGCUGAAUAGAGUCCUGCCCCAGGACAUCAGGCUCCUGGACUGGGCACCAGUACCAGAGGGCUUCAGUGCACGCUUUGACUGUCAGUCUCGCACAUACCGGUACUACUUUCCCCGAGGAUCUUUGGAUGUGGCGUUGAUGGCAGAUGCUGCAAAAAGAUAUGAGGGCACUCACGACUUUCGCAACCUGUGCAAAAUGGAUGUGGGCAACGGAGUCCUGCAGUUUGAGAGGACCAUCUUGUCGGCAUCAGUCAAGCCUGUGCAGCCCCAGCACACCUCCAGCACAGGCCAAUAUGACCUCUUCAUGUUUGAGAUCAAAGGACUGGCUUUCCUUUACCACCAGGUACGAUGCAUGAUGGCACUGCUUCUCCUGAUUGGGCAGAAACUGGAAGCCCCAGAGAUAAUUAAUCAGCUCCUGGAUGUUCAGAGUAACCCCAGGAAGCCUCAGUACAGCAUGGCAGUCGACUACCCUCUGGUGCUGUACGACUGCCACUUUGAAGGUUUGAGCUGGAAACAGGAGAAAGAAGAGGUGAAUCACGUCCUGUCUGCGCUACAGCAACACUGGACACAGAGUGCGGUCAAGACCCACGUCCUCCAUGGGAUGAUCCAGGGUUUGGAGGCCAUAGGUGGAGAAUCCUCUAACCAUUGCUGGCUAGUGGAAGGUAGCAGGCAGAAAAACUACCGGCCCCUGCUGGAACGUCCAUGCUGCGAGAGCCUGGAGUCCAGGAUAAACCAUUUUGUCAAAAGAGGCAGGCUGGAGUGGGAGGAAGGGGAGAACGGGGGUGAAAUGGUCCACAGAGGGAAAAGGUCCAGACAUUCCCAGAAUUGCCCCAGUCUCCCAGUUUCUGCGGAGAUGCCGUCAUCAAAAGGAAGUACAGCUCAAAAGACAGAAGAUUGAUAUUUUCUCACAGGACUUGCCAAAAUGAAAUUUGUCAUAAUUUUUUAUUUCAGGAAACAAAACAGUGGAUUUUUCUGUUGUGUAUAAUAGGAAAAUGUAUUUACCUUUACUUCCAUGUAAAUAUCCAUUUGAUUUGGAAAUAAACGUGUUUUGAAAGAA
This is a messenger RNA of Scatophagus argus, 1737 nucleotides long. RefSeq names its product pseudouridylate synthase 3 (gene pus3). The transcript has 7 exons. Gene Ontology annotation, cellular component: cytoplasm; nucleus. Bases 142 to 1578 code for a protein of 478 amino acids. Gene Ontology annotation, biological process: tRNA pseudouridine synthesis; mRNA pseudouridine synthesis. Gene Ontology annotation, molecular function: RNA binding; pseudouridine synthase activity. The record is from RefSeq and is a predicted model, not a curated record. Lineage: Eukaryota; Metazoa; Chordata; Actinopteri; Scatophagidae.